AGCUUCAUUUACGAGAAGUCACUGCGUAUAUCAUCAUGGUCGUUAUCUGGUGGUGAAAUGACUGUGGGGCAAAUCACUAAUCAUAUUAAUGUGGAUGCAGGUAUUAUACAGUGGUUCUUCAUAUGGCAAUAUUUUGUUUGGGCUGCACCAUACCAGAUAAUCGUGAUUUUAAUUCUAUUAUACUUGAAGUUGGGAGUAGCAUCGCUUGUUGGUGCAUUCAUAAUAUUCAUUACCACGCCACUCUCGUACAAAAUUGCAAAAAAGAUGUCAAUGCAACUGAAUAAAGUGUUGUCAAUAAGUGAUGUUCGUUUAAAGAAGUCAAAUGAACUCAUACAGGGUGUUAAACUAUUAAAAUUGUAUGGCUGGGAAGAUUUAUUCACAUCUUCCGUGGAGAAAGUUCGUUCUCGUGAAGUGAGUGAAAUAAUGAAGGCAGGUGUAUAUAUGAUUGCAACAUCAUUUAUAGCCCAAGCCGUACCAGUAGUUAUUACAUUUAUUUCAUUUGCUGUGUAUGCUUCAACGAAUCCUACUCCAUUGACACCAGUGAUAGUUUUCUCUUCGUUGGCUCUUUUCAACCAACUUAUUCAGCCAAUGGGAACAGUGUCAAUAGUUAUUGGGUUUUUUGCAAAUUCAUUGGCAAGUGUCGAAAGACUGCGAGUCUUUUUUGCUGCAACUGAGAUUAAAGACUUUGACUGUGGGCGUCCAUUAUUGUCAAAAGGAUUCGAUUUCAAUUCUGGUGGUGAUGAUGCUGAAACUUUACUUGACGAUCCUGUUAUUGAUGAUAUAGAGAUCACUGGGAAUGAUCAAGAUUGUCUUAUUACAAACUCUAGUCUCUUAUAUGACAAUGGCGCUAGUUAUGGUACAUUUAAUACUGAAUCAACAGUCAAUCAAGGAACAACUGCGGUCCCGCUACCAGACAGUAUAGCGUUGCAGGUUAACAAAGGACAUUUUGCGUGGGAUGUGGAUGACGCAAUAGUGUCGUUAUGCAAUAUAGAUUUGAUGAUUCCCAAAGGUUCACUAACGAUGGUUAUUGGAUUAGUAGGUAGCGGAAAAUCAUCUGUCUUAUCAGCUAUAUUAGGAGAAAUGACACUGAUAUCUGGUACAGUGCAGUUCAACAAUUUAUGGAAUCGCAUAUCGUACUGUCCACAGACGGCGUGGCUACAUAACGCAACAAUAAGAGAGAAUAUUGUUUUCGGAUCAGCAUUUGAUUACAAGAGGUAUCAUUCAGUUCUAGAUGUGUGUGCUCUGACACCGGAUUUGAAUUUGUAUGCUGGAGGGGACAUGACAGAAAUUGGCGAAAAGGGUAUUAAUCUAAGCGGAGGACAAAAACAACGAAUUAGUGUUGCUAGAGCUAUUUAUAGUAAAACAGACAUCAUUGUUAUGGACGAUCCUUUAUCUGCACUUGAUGUACAUGUUGGUAAACAUCUUAUGGAACAAGCUAUCACCGGUUUUGUAUCGAAUGAGAACAGAACAGUUAUACUAGUUACACAUGCACUGCAAUACCUACACCAUGCAGAUCAAGUAAUUAUAAUGGAAAAUGGAAAGAUUGAUAAGCAGGGCAAUUUAGAAGAAAUAGAAGAAGGCAGUGAUUUGUGCAGAGAAUGGACGGGAAAGAUCAAGCUAAUUAGUGAUUCAGAAACGGAAGGUUUAUCAGAGGAAGAAAUGUUACAUACAGAUCAAAGACUAUUACUGGAUGAAGAUACGGAGAUGCCAGAAAAGUGUAUGGAAAAAAAUCAACAUAGAGGUGCAGCUGCAUCGUUAAUUGAGGAAGAAGAUCGAGAACGAGGUUCUGUUUCAUCACGAGUUUAUCUUGCAUAUGGACGAGCGAUUGGUUUGCGAUUAGUGACUAUCAUUAUGAUAGUAUAUGCACUACAAUGUACUGCUCUGAUUAUGACAAAUUUCUGGCUCUCUGAAUGGUCCGAUGCUGGUGUGGAUACAAUGAAUCAAACCAAGGAAGAGAUAGAAGAGCAAACGCAAUAUUAUCUUAACAUCUAUGCUGCCCUUUCUUUCACGUACGUCGGAUUUGUGCUGUUGGCCAUCAGCUGUCAAAUUAUAUUUUCAAUACUUGCAGCAAAGCAUUUGCACAAAGCUUUGCUAUGGAACAUCUUUCAUGCACCAAUGAGAUUUUUUGAUACUACGCCAACUGGUCGAAUACUUAAUCGGUUCUCUAGUGAUACACAAAUGAUUGAUCAGAAAUUAUGGAUGACAUUUAAUGGCCUGUUUCAAUACAGCCUCCAGUGUAUAUCCGCUAUCAUUGUCAAUAUUGUGGUGAGCCCAAUCUUCUUGGUUGGCAUAGCACCAUUAGUUGUUUUGUAUUAUAUGAUAUUACGAUAUUUUGUGUCAACUUCCAGGGAACUUCAGCGUCUUGAUAACAUAACAAGAUCCCCAAUAUAUCAACACUUUUCUGAAACUCUAUCUGGUUUGUCAACGAUACGCGCAUACAGAUGUGAGGAACGAUUUCGACGAGUUUUGGCGAGUGUUUUACACCGACAUAAUGUCGUUCAACUUUUCCUCCACCUUAGUAAUAGGUGGGUAGGAGUACGAUUGGAGCUAGUGGGUUCUUUGUUCAUAUUGGUAUCCGGUUUGGGUAGUCUUCUCAGCUGUGUAUUUUUAAAUCUUCAACCUAGUUUGGUUGGACUAGCAUUGACACAAGCACUUUUAGUUUCAGGGUGUUUGUUUUGGACAGUGCGUUUCACAGCAGACUGUGAAAUGCAAAUGAGUGCAGUAGAAAGAGUUGAACACUACACUGAAAUCGAAACAGAGCAAUACCAGGGUGUUUAUAACCCUCCAGGCGACUGGCCUGAUCGAGGUGACAUCCAAUUUGAGAAUGUAUCUGUACGAUAUGCAGAUGAUUUAGAAGCGGUAUUAUAUAACAUCAAUAUUCACUUUAAAUCUGGUCAAAAAAUAGGCAUAUGCGGUCGAACAGGAAGUGGCAAAUCGUCCUUGGCACUAACAUUAUUGAGAAUGAUCGACAUGUACCAAGGACGAAUUAUCAUCGAUGGUGUGGAUAUAUCCAGUGUACCUUUGUUAACUCUGCGUAGUAGAUUAACAAUUAUUCCACAAGAUCCAACUCUGUUUGAAGGAACAAUACGGUUUAAUCUUGAUCCAGACUACCUGAAAAGUGACGAGGAACUAUGGGAAGCGCUGGAAAUAGCACAAUUGAAAAUCAGUGUAUCAGAACUGGACAUGCAGUUGGAUGCACAAGUGUCAGACGGAGGGGAGAACUUUAGUGUUGGGCAGCGACAGCUAUUCUGUCUGGCAAGAGCUUUCCUCAGAAAUUCAAGAAUUAUUAUUAUGGAUGAAGUAACAGCAUCAAUUGAUUUAAAAACCGAUGAAACGUUACAGUACGUUAUUACCAAUGCUUUUGCUGAUAGCACUGUUUUAACCAUUGCCCAUCGUAUAUCCACUAUACGAAAUUCCGACUAUAUAAUGGUACUCAGUAAUGGUGAAGUGGUGGAAUAUGAUACUCCAGAAAAUCUACUCAAGAAAGACGAUGGAAUAUUUGCAUCUCUGGUAAAAGGAUAA
Molecule: messenger RNA, 3522 nt
Organism: Saccoglossus kowalevskii
Lineage: Eukaryota; Metazoa; Hemichordata; Enteropneusta; Harrimaniidae
Product: ATP-binding cassette sub-family C member 8-like
Biological process (GO): transmembrane transport
Cellular component (GO): membrane
Molecular function (GO): ATP hydrolysis activity; ABC-type transporter activity; ATP binding
Source: RefSeq, a predicted model, not a curated record